Molecule: messenger RNA, 1552 nt
Organism: Budorcas taxicolor (takin)
Lineage: Eukaryota; Metazoa; Chordata; Mammalia; Artiodactyla; Bovidae
Gene: CHRDL2
Product: chordin like 2
Exons: 12
Coding region: 176-1534 (452 amino acids)
Molecular function (GO): protein binding
Source: RefSeq, a predicted model, not a curated record
CCUCCCUUUUUGUCCUCACCACCUUCUUCUCAACCCUUCUCUGAAUCUCUAACCCUAACCCUCCUCGGGUCUGUGGAUUGCUUUGUGCCCCUGGGCGUCGGUGUCCCCCUCAUCUCACUUUCCCCCAAGUCCCCUCCCGGCUCAGCGCUUGAGGGCCUGGCCCUGGGGAAGAAGGAUGGUUCCCGAGGUAAGGGUCCUCUCCUCCUUGCUGGGACUCGCGCUGCUCUGGUUCCCCUUGGACUCCCACGCACGAGCCCGCCCAGACAUGUUCUGCCUUUUCCAUGGGAAGAGAUACUCCCCCGGCGAGAGCUGGCACCCCUACCUGGAGCCUCAGGGUCUGAUGUAUUGCCUCCGCUGCACUUGCUCCGAGAAUGCCCACGUGAGCUGUUACCGCCUCCACUGCCCGCCCGUCCACUGCCCCCAGCCCGUGACUGAGCCGCAGCAGUGCUGUCCCCGCUGUGUGGAACCUCAUACCCCUUCUGGGCUCCGGGCCCCACCAAGGUCCUGCCAGCAUAAUGGGACCACGUACCAACACGGAGAGAUCUUCAGUGCUCACGAGCUGCUCCCCUCCCAUCUGCCCAACCAGUGUGUCCUCUGCAGCUGUACCGAGGGCCAGAUCUACUGCGGCCUCAUGACCUGCCCAGAACCAGGCUGUCCCCCACCCCUCCCGCUGCCCGCCUCCUGCUGCCAGGCCUGCAAAGAUGGGUCCAGUGAGAAGUCGGCUGAAGAGGACACUACGCAGCCACACCGAGGGGUGAGACAUUCCCAGGAUCCGUGUUCAGGGGACAGCGGGAGAAAGAGAGACCUGAGCACCCCGUCCCCCACUGGGCCCAGCGCCUCUCUGGGCUUCAUCCCUCGCCACUUCCGACCAAAGGAGGCAGGCAGCACCACAGUCAAGAUUGUUCUGAAGGAGAAACAUAAGAAAGCCUGUGUGCACGGUGGGAAGACAUACUCCCACGGGGAGGUGUGGCACCCGGCCUUCCGCUCCUUCGGACCCCUGCCCUGCAUCCUGUGCACCUGCCAGGAUGGCCGCCAGGACUGCCAGCGGGUGAUCUGCCCCACUGCGUACCCCUGCCACCACCCUGAGAAAGUAGCUGGGAAGUGCUGCAAGAUUUGUCCAGAGGACAAGGCAGACCCGGGCCACAGUGAGAUCAGUGCCACCAAGUGUCCGAAGGUGCCAGGUCGAGUUCUCGUUCACACAUCAGUAUCCCCAAGCCCGGACAGCCUGCGUCGCUUUGCCCUCGAGCGUGAGGCCUCUGAGCAGGUGGAGAUCUACCUCUGGAAGCUGGUGAAAGAUGAGGAAACUGAGGCUCAGAGAGGUGAAGUACCUGGCCCAAGGCCACACAGCCAGAAUCUUCCACUUGAUUCAGAUCAAGAAAGUCAGGAAGCAAGACUUCCAGAAGGAGGCGCAGAACUUCCGGCUGCUCACCGGCACCCACGAAGGUCACUGGAACAUCUUCCUAGCCCAGACCCCGGAGCUGAAGGUCACGGCCAGUCCAGACAAAAUGACCAAGACCUUAUAACAAAGAUCUGAACAGUUGCAGAUAUGAGC